Messenger RNA from Saccostrea echinata, 1066 nucleotides. Its product is annotated as mid1-interacting protein 1A-like. The coding region runs from base 209 to 712 and encodes 167 amino acids. The transcript has a single exon. Gene Ontology annotation, cellular component: cytosol. Gene Ontology annotation, biological process: regulation of lipid biosynthetic process. The record is from RefSeq and is a predicted model, not a curated record. NCBI's taxonomy places the organism in Eukaryota, Metazoa, Mollusca, Bivalvia, Ostreida, Ostreidae.
GGAUGUAACCCAUGCAUUACAUUUAUAACAAUCUAUAACGACACGAUUUUGACUCCUGUAUAUGCUGUUGUGCUUGAAUUGAGAGGAACAGAGGGUUAUUUUGCAGUGUUCAAUUUUAAGGAAGUGCAUCGAUAACAGUUCAGUGUUCACACCCAACAGAAAUAUUUCAAACAAAACUGGUUGUGAUCCUUCUUCUCAUAUCAGCAGAAUGAUGUCGGAGAGGCAAAUGUCGAGCAGCUCUGGGGAACAGAGACAAAAUCAAUCUCUUCUAACAGUUCUGAAUAAAUUUGUUCAAGCUGUGAACGUUAUGGACGAAACUGUUAUGAUUCCAAGCCGACUGAAAGACAUGGAAAUUAGAACUUCCGAGAAAAAUACGGAAAUCGUAGAGGAAAAUAACAAUAUGUCGCUCAUGCCAAUCAUGAAACCAGGUACAGACUUGCAUAGUUUCUAUAAGAUGUUGAAUACUAUAAAAAAGGAAAUCAUCGGAGAAAAAUCCGGAGAAGACGAACAAACUGUGACGUCAUCUGAUUCUGAGGACGAUACAGCAAAUGAUUCUUCUAAGAAGACUGCAGAAUUGUUCCGUCAUCAUUUACGGGGACUUUUUAACGUCAUGAACCAGCUGACAGAUACAGCUAAAGUACUCACGGAACAAUACGAGUCGGAAUUCAUUGGGGAGGUAUCCAACAAAUCGAUUUCCUCUUUCGCUAUUUGAUAGCUGGCUACUGAAACUAUGUGAAGUUUAGGGUAAACCAGUGCUGUUCAUGUGUGUAUGUAUGUGAGUGUUUUGUAUGACUGUUCGCAUCGAAUGAUGUAGCCUUUUUAAAGGGUUGCGAAAUGAAGCGGUGUUAACACAAACAAUAGCCCAAAGUGCAAUGAAAUGUGAAGAACUAUAAACUUGUAGGGGAGCCAUUAAUUAACUGUGCCUUAAAUCGAUGUGACUUUUUUCUGCAUGAUAUUUUUAUUUAUUUUUCCUUCAGUUUUGCAAAAAUGACAAUUUGCAAAAUAUACAUGUGUUCAUGGCGUAUUAUUGCAAAAUUCUUUUUUCAGUAAAAUAUUACUUACACUA